UCAAAACCAUUGUACUUAAAAAUGGAAGAAGAAAUUAAUAAAAGGCUUCUUGUAAGAGGAGAGAUUCGAGCGGAAGACAUAGUGGAUGAAGAGGUUUCACUGAAGGAAGCAAUAAGAAAGGAAAGCAAGAAAAUAUGGAUAGUGGCUGCUCCUGCUAUUUUUACAAGAUUCUCCAAUUUUGGGCUAAUUGUCAUAAGUCAAGCUUUCAUUGGACGUAUUGGUUCUACUGAGUUAGCUGGAUAUGCUCUUGUAUUUUCUGUAAUUGUGAAGUUUUCUACUGGAAUUUUGUUGGGCAUGUCUAGUGCACUACAAACUCUAUGUGGUCAAGCAUAUGGCGCAAGACAAUACCACAUGCUAGGAGUAUAUCUUCAAAGAUCAUGGAUAGUUUUGUUUUUCAGCUCGAUCUGUAUUCUUCCUUCGUUUAUCUAUACGGCCCCAAUUCUGAAGUUUCUUGGGCAAGAAGAAAAAAUAUCAGAAAUGGCAGGAUAUAUUGCAUUAUGGUUCAUCCCCAUCCUAUUUGCCUACGGUGUGUCCUUGACCUGCCAAAUGUUCCUACAAGCACAGAGCAAGAACAUGAUUAUUGGAUACUUGGCAGCAUUUUCAACUCUGUUCCAUUUGAUCCUUUCUUGGCUUUUGACUGUGAAAUUUAAGUUUGGGAUUCCGGGUGCUAUGGCGUCCAUAAUAUUAGCAAACUGGAUUCCGAAUCUUGGUCAGCUUAUGUUCAUUAUGUGGGGUGGGUGCGGUCAGACAUGGAAUGGUUUCUCAUCCUUAGCUUUCAAGGAUCUCUGGCUUCUUGUCAAACUUUUUGUGUCAUCUGGUGUAAUGAUAUGUGUAGAGGCCUGGUACAAUACAGUUUUGGUUCUUUUAACAGGGAAGCUUAAAAAUGCUGAAGUUUCAAUUGAUGCUUUAUCCAUUUGCCUAAACAUUGAUGGAUGGGAAUUGAUGAUAUCGCUUGGUUUUAUGGCUGCGGCAAGUGUUCGGGUGUCGAAUGAGCUUGGAAGGGGUAGCUCCAGAGCAGCAAAGUUCUCAAUUGUGAUGACAUUGUUGACUUCAUUAGCAAUUGGAUUUGUGCUUUUUCUAAUUUUUCUCUUCUUGAGAGGAAACCUUGUUUACAUCUUCACAGAAAGUAAGGAUGUAGCUAAAGCAGUUUCCAAUUUGUCAUCUUUGUUGGCUCUCUCUUUACUGUUGAACAGUGUUCAACCAGUUAUCUCUGGAGUUGCUGUUGGAGCUGGGUGGCAGAGCACUUUAGCAUAUGUGAACCUAGCUUGCUAUUACCUUAUAGGGAUUCCUGUUGGCCUUGUGCUUGGUUAUCUUUUGAAUAUGCAAUCAAAAGGUGUGUGGACUGGAAUGCUAUUGGGAACAUUUGUUCAAACUGUUGUAAUUGUUAUUGUCACCUGGAAAACUGAUUGGGAUAAACAGGUAACACUAGCUCGUAAUCGUGUUAUCAAUUGGCUUGUAGCAGAUAAUGAAGGAUCAAACCCCAAAACUUCAGAAACAUUUGAAUCCUAAGAUUUUUUUUUUUUAUUCAAUUGUAAAGCUUAUGCUCUUUUUCCUUGCAGGUCUUUUCUUAAUUUUUGUCUAAUUUUCA
Molecule: messenger RNA, 1588 nt
Organism: Ziziphus jujuba (common jujube)
Lineage: Eukaryota; Viridiplantae; Streptophyta; Magnoliopsida; Rosales; Rhamnaceae
Product: protein DETOXIFICATION 21
Exons: 8
Coding region: 22-1509 (495 amino acids)
Biological process (GO): xenobiotic detoxification by transmembrane export across the plasma membrane
Cellular component (GO): membrane
Molecular function (GO): antiporter activity; xenobiotic transmembrane transporter activity
Source: RefSeq, a predicted model, not a curated record